Messenger RNA from Miniopterus natalensis, 6422 nucleotides. Lineage: Eukaryota; Metazoa; Chordata; Mammalia; Chiroptera; Miniopteridae. The record is from RefSeq and is a predicted model, not a curated record.
CAUUAAUAGGUGAAGAUGCAAAAAUCAUUUCAAUUCAAAUAUGGACUUCCAUUUGCAAGAGUUCUUCUAUUUAAAGACUUUUUCUCUUACUUCCAGGGUGGAUGUGCUGGCUCUGGCUGUGGGAAAUGUGACUGCCACGGAGUGAAGGGACAAAAGGGUGAAAGGGGCCUCCCAGGGUUGCAAGGUGUCAUUGGAUUUCCAGGAAUGCAAGGACCUGAGGGGCCGCAGGGACCACCUGGACUAAAGGGUGAUGCUGGAGAACCAGGCCUGCCAGGAACAAAAGGGACAAGAGGACCCCCAGGAAUAUCGGGUUACCCUGGAAACCCAGGACUUCCUGGCAUUCCUGGACAAGAUGGUCCUCCAGGUCCCCCAGGUAUCCCAGGAUGCAACGGGACAAAGGGUGAACGAGGGCCUGUGGGACCUCCUGGUUUGCCUGGAUUCACUGGAAAUCCUGGACCGCCAGGGAUACCAGGAAUGAAGGGAGAUCCUGGUGAAAUACUCGGCCAAGUGCCUGGGAUACUGCUGAAAGGCGAAAGAGGAUUUCCUGGACCCCCCGGCCCACCAGGUUCACCAGGAUUUCCGGGGCUGCAAGGUCCCAUUGGCCCUCCAGGAUAUACCGGACCACCAGGUCCCCCAGGCCCUCCUGGCCCUCCAGGUGAAAAGGGGCAAAUGGGCUUAAGUUUUCAAGGACCAAAAGGUGACAAGGGUGACCAGGGGGUCAGUGGGCCUCCAGGAGUGCCAGGACAAGCUCAAGCGAAGGAAAAAGGAGAAUUUGUUGCUAAAGGAGAGAAGGGUCAAAAAGGUGAACCUGGAUUUCAGGGACCGCCAGGGUUUGGAGAGAAAGGUGAACCAGGAAAACCAGGACCCCGAGGAAAACCUGGAAAAGAUGGUGAAAAAGGAGAGAAAGGGAGUCUAGGCUUUCCUGGCGACUCGGGGUUCCCAGGACUCCCAGGACGAGAGGGUUUUAAGGGAGAAAAAGGUGAAACAGGUCUUCCAGGCCCACCCGGAAUUGUUAUCGGCCCAGGACCCUUGGGAGAAAAAGGCGAGCGGGGGUACCCAGGGCCUCCGGGGUUGAGAGGAGAGCCAGGCCCCAAAGGUUACCCAGGACUGCAAGGCCAGCCAGGCCCCCCAGGCAUCUCGUUACCUGGGCAACCCGGUGCUCCUGGCUACCCUGGUGAACGAGGAGAGAAAGGUGACCAAGGCUAUCCAGGGACGUCUUUGCCAGGACCAAGUGGAAGAGAUGGACUCCAGGGCCCUCCUGGACCCCCUGGACCUCCUGGGCAGCCGGGCCACACAAAUGGAAUUGUGGAAUGCCAGCCUGGACCGAUAGGUGAUCGAGGUCCUCCCGGAAUUCCAGGGCAGCCAGGAUUGUUGGGCGAAGUUGGAGAGAAAGGUCAAAAAGGAGAGGGUUGCCUUAUCUGUGACACAGAAGGACUUCGUGGACCCCCUGGGCCACAGGGACCCCCAGGAGAAAUAGGUUACCCGGGACAGCCAGGGGCCAAGGGCGAUAAAGGUCUACCUGGCAGGGAUGGCGUGGAAGGACUGCCUGGCCCUCAAGGUUCACCAGGGCUGAUGGGCCAGCCAGGAGCCAAGGGAGAGCCUGGUGAGAUUUACUUCGACAUGCGACUCAAAGGUGACAAAGGAGACCCAGGUUUUCCAGGACAACCUGGUAUGCCAGGCAGAGCAGGCUCUCCCGGAAGAGAUGGCCAUCCAGGUCUGCCCGGCCCCAAAGGCUCCCCGGGUUUAGUAGGAUUAAAAGGAGACCGUGGCCCCCCUGGAGGAGCUGGAUUUCCCGGCAGUCGUGGUGACAUCGGCCCUCCUGGGCCUCCAGGGUAUGGCCCAAGUGGCCCCAUUGGUGACAAAGGACAAGCAGGCUUUCCAGGAAACCCUGGACCCCCAGGCCAGCCAGGUCUCAGGGGUGAAGCAGGAAGAGUUGUGCCUUUACCUGGUCCCCCUGGAGCAGAUGGACUUCCGGGUUCCCCAGGUUUCCAAGGGCCCCAAGGUGACCGAGGUUUCCCUGGAACCCCGGGAAGGCCUGGCCUCCCAGGAGAGAAGGGCGCAGUGGGCCAGCCGGGGAUUGGAUUUCCAGGGCCUCCAGGCCCCAAAGGUGUUGAUGGCUUACCUGGAGAUGUGGGACAACCUGGGAAUCCAGGUCGCCCAGGACUUAAUGGCUUACCUGGCAACCCAGGUCCACCUGGCCAAAAGGGAGACCCUGGAAUUGGUCUGCCAGGACUCAAAGGAUUGCCAGGUCUUCCAGGCAUUCCUGGCACACCCGGGGAGAAGGGAAACAUCGGGGGACCAGGCAUUCCUGGAGAGCACGGAGCGAUCGGGUCCCCCGGCCUUCAGGGAAUCCGAGGUGACCCGGGACCUCCUGGAUUGCAAGGUCCCAAGGGAGCUCUGGGAGUUCCUGGAGUAGGUCCCCCUGGAGUGAUGGGCCCCCCCGGAAGACAGGGACCACCAGGGUCAUCAGGCCCUCCUGGAGUGAAAGGAGAGAAGGGCUUCCCCGGAUUCCCAGGCCUGGACAUGCCCGGCCCCAAAGGAGAUAAAGGCGGUCAAGGGCUCCCCGGCCUAACAGGACAGUCGGGGCUUCCUGGGCUUCCUGGACAGCAGGGGACACCAGGACUUCCUGGGUUUCAAGGUCCCAAGGGAGAGAUGGGCGUCAUGGGGACCCCGGGGCAGCCUGGCUCUCCAGGACCAGUGGGCAUGCCAGGAUUGCCAGGUGCAAAAGGUGAUCAUGGCUUUCCAGGCUCCUCAGGACCCAGGGGAGACCCUGGCUUAAAGGGUGAAAAAGGAUCUAUUGGUCUCCCUGGCAAGCCUGGGACCAUGGACAAACUUGACAUGGGCACCAUGAAGGGUCAGAAAGGAGAGCAAGGAGACAAAGGACAAAUUGGACCAAUUGGUGAUAAAGGAUCUCGAGGAGACCCUGGAACCCCAGGAGUGCCAGGAAAGGACGGCCAAGCAGGGCAUCCUGGGCAGCCAGGACCUAAAGGUGAUCCAGGCAUAAGCGGAACCCCAGGUGCUCCAGGACUUCCUGGACCAAAAGGAUCGGUUGGUGGAAUGGGCCUGCCAGGAACACCUGGCGAAAAAGGCGUGCCUGGAAUCCCCGGCUCACAGGGGGUCCCUGGCUUACCUGGAGAGAAAGGAGCAAAAGGGGAGAAAGGGCAGGCCGGCCGACCUGGCAUUGGGAUUCCCGGACAGCCUGGGGAAAAGGGAGAUCAAGGGGUAGCAGGUUUUCCAGGAAGCCCUGGAGAGAAGGGAGAGAAAGGAAGCAUCGGGCUUCCAGGCAUGCCCGGGUCUCCCGGCCCCAAAGGAUCACCAGGAAGUGUUGGCUAUCCAGGGAGCCCUGGGUUGCCUGGAGAAAAAGGUGACAAAGGCCUCCCGGGAUUGGAUGGCAUUCCUGGCAUCAAAGGAGAACCAGGUCAUCCUGGACAGCCCGGCUCGACUGGCCCAGCUGGCCAGAAAGGGGAGCCCGGCAACGACGGAAUUCCAGGGUCGGCAGGAGAGAAGGGUGAACCAGGUCUACCUGGAAGAGGAUUCCCAGGGUUUCCAGGGCCCAAAGGAGAGAAAGGUUCAAAGGGUGAUGUGGGUUUCCCAGGAUUAGCUGGGAGCCCAGGAAUUCCUGGAUCCAAAGGGGAGAGAGGAUUCACGGGUCCUCCGGGGCCACAAGGACAGCCGGGAAUACCUGGAGUUCCGGGCCGCCCUGUGGAGGGGCCCAAAGGAGACCGGGGCCCCCAGGGACAACCUGGCCUGCCAGGGCCUCCGGGACCAAUGGGGCCUCCAGGGCUCCCUGGGCUUGAUGGACUGAAGGGUGAAAGAGGAAGCCCGGGCUGGCCAGGGACGCCUGGUGUUCCAGGACCCAAGGGAGACCCAGGGUUCCAAGGCAUGCCUGGCAUUGGUGGCUCUCCAGGAAUCACAGGUGCUAAGGGUGAUAUGGGACCUCCAGGAGUUCCAGGUUUUCAAGGUCAGAAAGGUCUCCCUGGUCUUCAGGGGCUUAAGGGAGACCAAGGAGAUCAAGGUUUCCCUGGAAGUAAAGGUCUUCCAGGUCUCCCAGGACCCCCGGGUCCUUAUCAGAUCGUCAAAGGGGAGCCAGGGCCUCCUGGUCCUGAGGGUCCUGCCGGUAUGAAAGGGUUUCAGGGACCUCCAGGCCCCAAAGGACAGCAAGGUGUGACGGGAUCAGUGGGUGUACCUGGACCACCAGGUAGUCCCGGGUUUGAUGGGGCCCCUGGCCAGAAAGGAGAGACGGGACCCUCUGGACCUCCUGGUCCAAGAGGGUUUCCAGGACCACCAGGCCCCGAUGGGUUGCCAGGAUCCAUGGGUCCCCCAGGCACCCCAUCUGUCGAUCAUGGCUUCCUUGUGACCAGGCACAGUCAAACAAUAGACGACCCACAGUGUCCUCCGGGGACCAAAAUUCUUUACCAUGGUUACUCUUUGCUCUAUGUGCAAGGCAAUGAAAGGGCCCACGGACAGGACUUAGGCACGGCUGGGAGCUGCCUGCGCAAGUUCAGCACGAUGCCCUUCCUGUUCUGCAAUAUCAACAACGUCUGCAACUUCGCCUCCCGAAAUGAUUAUUCCUACUGGUUGUCCACUCCGGAGCCCAUGCCAAUGUCUAUGGCACCCAUCGCCGGGGACAACAUUAGACCAUUUAUUAGCAGGUGUGCGGUGUGCGAGGCACCGGCCAUGGUGAUGGCCGUGCACAGCCAGACCAUUCAGAUCCCGCCCUGCCCCAACGGGUGGUCCUCGCUCUGGAUUGGCUAUUCCUUUGUGAUGCACACCAGCGCUGGUGCCGAAGGUUCUGGCCAAGCCCUCGCAUCCCCCGGGUCCUGUCUGGAAGAGUUUAGAAGUGCUCCAUUCAUCGAGUGCCACGGCCGUGGGACUUGUAAUUACUAUGCAAACGCUUACAGCUUUUGGCUUGCCACUAUAGAGAGAAGUGAGAUGUUCAAGAAGCCCACGCCGUCCACCUUGAAGGCUGGGGAGCUGCGCACGCAUGUCAGUCGCUGCCAAGUCUGUAUGAGAAGAACAUAAUGAAGCCCAGCUCUCAGCUAACGUCACAACAUGGUGCUACUCCCUCCUCUUCCCCUUCCUCUUUUUUUUAACAGCAACGAACCCUAGAAAUAUAUCCUGUGUACCUCACUGUCCAGUAUGAAAACCGUAAAGUGCCUUAUAGGAAUCUGCGUAACUAACACACCCUGCUUCAUUGGCCUCUACUUGCUGAAGGAGAAACAGAGACAUCGAUAAGCUGUCAGUAGUGACAUACCAAAUGGCACUUUUGACGAAAUAAAAAUAUAAGUCUGUUCUACAAUCCGGUGCACUGAUGUGUAAAAUGAGAACUCCAUCAGAAAACCAAAGGGUGCUAGGAGGUGUGCGGGGCCUUCCAUACUGUUCGAAUGCCCGUUUUCAUUCCUGUAUGAUAAUAGAUUCAUUUCUCACCCCCAGAUGAAAUGUUUGUUUAUGUCACUGUCUAGCUGUUUCAAAUUCAGGUCCCUUGGUCUGUACAAAUAAUAGUCAUGUGAAAACGGUGUUUCGAACCUCCAAGUGGAAUUACGGGCUCAGCGGCCGUAUCUUCCAAUCCCCAAGUAUAAAUUUAGGUCUUUCUGCUAUGUGUGGUACUAUGCAGCUGCUUUUGCAGAAAUCACGAAUAUCCUGUGGAAUAAAGAUGGUCCAAAAGUAGGCAGAAAUGAAAUAUAUAUAUAUAUUUUAGUAAUUUAUAUAGAUGUCAGCAGUUAGGCAGGUCAAGUUUUUAGUUUCAGUUCCACUGUUAAAAUAAAGCUUAUUACAUAGUUUCUUCCUUUAAAAACUGUGUUGUCCUUCAACAUAGAUUUUUAAACACAAGGGUAUUGAAUGUGAAACACCAAUUUUUGUUGUUCACCUCCAAACCAAAAAUUGUGUAUUGCCAAAAACCAAACCCAGGUUCAUGGAUAUGGUGUCUAUUAUGGUGAAACAUGUACUUUGAGCUUAUUGUUUUUAUUCUGUAUUAAAUAUAUUCAGGGUUUUAAACACUAAUCACAAACUGAAUGACUUGACUUCAAAAGCAACAACCUUAAAAGGCCUUCAUUUGGGUAGUAUUCCUCAUUCUGCAGCCCGGCGUGACAAACAGCUCCGUUGAAUCAAAAUAUCAGUAUUUUUACAUGUCAGCACAUUCAGGCGGCCUCCUUGGUUUUUCAUGAGCUGUAUUCAGACUUCAGCAGGGGAACGGAUGGAUUGCAGGAGAGCACAAUCGGACCACUAUGCCUGAAAUGACAUUUCACUAAAAAGUCUCCAAAAUGGUUUUAAGACUACUAAGGCCUUUUAUGUAAUUUCUUUAAAUGUGUAUUUCUUUAAAAAUUCAAAUUUGUAAUAAAACUAUUUGUAUAAAAAUUAAGCUUUUAUUAAUUUGUCGCUAGUAUUGCCACAGAAACAUUAAAAGUUACCACACGAGCCACUAA